Spodoptera littoralis (African cotton leafworm) is the source of this 1635-nucleotide messenger RNA. Lineage: Eukaryota; Metazoa; Arthropoda; Insecta; Lepidoptera; Noctuidae. The record is from the annotation of a GenBank genome assembly.
AUGCCGGUAACAAUUCACAACAAUGUGGUAUCUGGACCUGAAGAACGAGGCAUUCCAGCGCAUUUAUCUUUUGGACAAUUCUUGUACGAUCAGCUGAAAAAUGGAGGAGAUAACAUAGCUUUAAUAAGUGCUGAAACAGGAGAGUCUGUCACAUAUAGAUAUAUUCUUCAAAACAGUGUAAAUCUUGCAGUAAGUUUGCGAAAGCUAGGUUUAAAAAAGGGUGACCUAGUAGGACUGAGCAGUGAAAACAGAUUUGAGUUCAUUGUAGCUGCCCUGGCGGUCAUGUACUGCGGGGGAAUAUUGUCCACACUCAACAUUACAUAUACUCCUGGUGAAAUAACUCAUUUGCUUAAAAUAACGAAGCCUAAAUACAUCUUUACUUCUCCGAUCACAUCACAGAACAUCUAUGAUUGUUGUCAAGAAUUAUCUUCUUCAUGUAAACUCAUUAUGUUUGGAGAUUUUGAAGCUGUUCCUGAUUGCAUUAUGUAUGAUAACUUGAUAAAGGACCAAGUACAUGUGGAUGACUUCACCCUAACUGAUGUGAAUGGACUGGAAGACACAGUGGCUGUAAUGUGCUCCUCGGGAACUACAGGCUUACCCAAGGGGGUAGAACUAACUCAUGUCAAUUUCCUCACAUUAUCUGCACACAUGAAGUAUUACUUUGACUAUGUCCAGUCUCAGAAAAACAAUGGCAUUGUGACUGGUCUGUCACUAAUACCAUGGUUCCAUGCUUAUGGAUUUAUCACAACAUUCGCAGUAAUGGCAAUGAACACGAAAAUCGUAUUUCUAAUCCGUUUUGAUGAACAACAGUACUUGGAAACUAUUCAAAAUUACAAAAUAAAUAUGACCACUAUAGUGCCACCGCUGGCCGUGUUCCUUGCGAAACACCCCCUGGUUCUCAAGUAUGACUUGUCGUCACUAGUUGAAGUUUGGUGCGGCGCAGCACCGUUAUCGAAGGACAUCCAAAAAGCAGUUUCAGAAAGGACAGGUAUUGACUUCAUUAAACAAGGGUACGGCCUGACAGAAGUAACAAUGGCGUGUCUUGUGGACUUAACAAGUGGAGAAAAGGUGGGCUCUUGUGGAACUCCCGCGCCAGGAAUGAAAGUCAAGGUGAUUGAUAUUGAAAAUGGACAAAGAUUGGGUCCUGGUAAAGAAGGAGAACUUUGGAUUAAGUCCCCUUUGCGUAUGAAAGGUUACAUGGGAGACCGCGCCGCCAGCGACGAAUUGUUUGACAACGAAGGCUACGUCAGAACUGGAGAUAUCAGCUAUUAUGACAACGAAGGCUAUUUUUACAUCGUCGACAGGUUAAAGGAACUCAUUAAAUAUAAAGGCUUCCAGGUGGCGCCUGCGGAGCUAGAAGCUUUACUAUUGCAACAUAGUGGGGUAGCCGAUGCAGGAGUAGUCGGCUUGCCCGACGAGGCCGCCGGUGAACUGCCGCUAGCAUUCGUAGUCGCACAACCCAACUCUAAAGUCACAGAGAAAGAGCUUGUGGACUUUGUUGCGUCUAAGGUGUCACCAGCGAAGCAUCUACGAGGUGGUGUGAUAUUUCUCAAAGACAUACCUAAGAACGCAUCAGGUAAAAUCCUCCGAAGAGAAUUAAGAAAAAUGUUACAAAAGUAUAAAAGCAAGCUUUAA